UCCACUGUAUCAUCCUGCUUUUGUUUGUCACUUCUGGGUACUCUUCACACUAAAUCUCCAUGCACUGAUUUCAAGAAUGUCAUUUGCUUCAGUAUCCUGAGAAUAUGCUCUCUAUUCCUCUGCAUGAUUUUUGGAGUAACUAUGAGAAUACAAGUCCUGAAGAAGAUGGAUUAUUUUGCACUAUUAAUUUUGACUUUUCCUAUCACUAUACUCAAAUGCACAUCUCUGCAAUUUCUGACAAUCCUGUGGAUUGGAAAUUUAGCUAAGACAUUUCAACUUUAUUGCCUAUGUUGUGUGUCCUUUGCAGCAUCUUUGACCAGUGAUAAUGGAGUUACUGGAUUUAACCAUGAUUAUAUCUUUGUAACACCUGUGGAAGUGGACUCUAAUGGAGCAUUCAUUUCACAUGACAUUUUGCACAACAGUAGAAAAAGGAGAUCAACGCGAAGUUCAAAGCCUUCCUUGCACUACAGGUUUUCAGCAUUUGGACAGGAGCUUCAUUUGGAACUGCAGCCUUCUCCUUUUCUAUCUCCUGAGCUAGUUGUGCAAGUUGUGGAUAAAGAUGGAUUUGUAGCAGAUGUGGAUCAGAGUGUGGAGCGAUGCUUCUAUCAGGGCAUUAUUAGGAACUAUGACAAUUCUUCUGUGGCCAUAGCUACUUGUGAGGGGCUGUCAGGUUUCUUAAGGACACAUACAGAAGAAUUUUUUAUAUCACCCCUAUCCCAGCAACUUGCGGAAGAACACAAUUUUACAUCACCUGAUGGUCAUUACCCACAUAUACUUUAUAAACGGUCGGCAGAGCACAAAAUAUCACUCCACAAGGCUGAUACACUUUACCAAAGAAAUCAGUCAAAUGCUCAGAAAACUAUUACUGGAAAUAUUCAUAAGCAGCAUUUCUGUGGAAGCCAUAGCAAAUUUUCACCAAAACAACAGGAAGAUAAAUACCUCAGAUCAGAUGAAUAUCCAAGUCUAUUAAGAUCCAAAAGAUCAGCUGCAAAAUUCCAAAAUUCUGGAAGUUUAAUAGUUGAAACUCUUGUUGUGGCUGAUAAGAAAAUGGUGGAGAAGCAUGGGAGAGAUAGCGUGACCACUUACAUACUGACCGUUAUGAACAUGGUUUCUAGUCUCUUCAAGGACGGUACUAUUGGAACUGAUAUCAAUAUUGUGGUUGCAGGAUUAACUAUCAAUCAUCAUGCGGAUCAAUCAUUAAACAAUUUUUGUCAGUGGCAGUCUUCUCUCACGGGAAAAAAUGGAAAACGACAUGACCAUGCUAUAUUAUUAACAGGAUUAGAUAUUUGCUCCUGGAAAAAUGAACCAUGUGAUACUUUGGGUUUUGCACCUAUUAAUGGGAUGUGUAGCAAAUACAGAAGUUGUACCAUUAAUGAAGACACAGGCCUGGGUUUAGCUUUUACUAUUGCUCACGAGUCUGGCCACAAUUUCGGGAUGAUUCAUGAUGGUGAAGGAAAUCCAUGCAGAAAGAGUGAAGGUAGCAUUAUGUCUCCAACACUAACUGGAAACAAUGGUGUCUUCUCAUGGUCUGCAUGUAGUAGACAAUACCUGAGGAAGUUUCUUAGUACAGCUCAAUCCUCCUGUCUUGUUGAUGAGCCCAAACAACCGGGUCAUUUCAAGUAUCCAGAAAAGCUACCUGGACAGCUGUAUGAUGCAGAUGCCCAGUGUAAAUGGCAGUUUGGACCGAAAGCAAAGCAAUGCAGCCUAACUUUUGUGAAGGACAUAUGCAAGUCUCUUUGGUGUCACAAAACUGGUCACAGAUGUGAGACAAAAUUCAUGCCAGCGGCAGAAGGCACAGUGUGUGGGCUGAAUAUGUGGUGUCGAAGAGGACAGUGCGUAAGAGUUGGUGAUCAUGGUCCAAAGCCGGUGAAUGGUGGAUGGUCUGAUUGGUCAGACUGGUCUGAGUGUUCACGGAAUUGUGGAGGAGGCGUUAUGUAUCAGGAGAGACACUGCAACAACCCAAAACCACAGUAUGGAGGCAAAUUCUGCCAAGGUUCCAAUCAUAUCUAUCAACUUUGUAAUAUUCAGCUAUGUCCACCUAACACCCUGGACUUCCGUGCCCAACAGUGUGCAGAAUACAACAGCAAGCCCUUCAGGGGCUGGUAUUACAAAUGGAAACCUUACACUCAAGUGGAAGAAGAAAAUAUUUGCAAACUCUACUGCACAGCAGAAGAUUUUGACUUUUUCUUUGCAAUGGCCAGCAAAGUUAAAGAUGGAACGCCUUGCUCUGCAAAUGGAUAUGAUGUCUGCAUUGAUGGCAGUUGUGAGCUUGUAGGAUGCGAUUAUAUUCUUGGAUCAAAAGCAACUUUGGAUGCCUGUGGGGUUUGUAAAGGUGAUAAUUCAACAUGCAAGUUUUACGCAGGGCAAUAUCUGAAUCAUCACAAAUCCAAUGACUAUUAUUACGUUGUCACAAUUCCAGCUGGCGCAAGAAGCAUCCAUUUUCACGAGCUUGAGAUCUCCACCAGCUACCUUGCAGUGCGGAAUCUAAACAAAAAGUAUUAUUUAACAGGAGACUGGACAAUUGAUUGGCCUGGGAAGUUCUCUUUUGCCGGAACAACUUUUACUUACCAACGCUCAGUUCAACAUCCUGAAAGUCUGUAUGCAGUAGGACCAACAAAUGAGACACUUGUUUUGGAAAUUCUUUAUCAAGGAAAGAAUCCAGGUCUUGCAUGGGAAUAUACUCUACCUGCAUCUCAAAGUACAACUAAGAAAGCAAACAACUUUUCUUGGGACCCUGUCUAUACAGAGUGCUCUGUUACUUGCGGUGGAGGAUUCAUGCCAGCAACGUUUAUUUGCUUACAAGAUCAUCAGCUUCAAGUAAAUUCUUCCUUGUGUGGACCACAGAACAAGCUUCUUCCUCCGUCAAAACCAUGCAAUAUUCAACCUUGCCCAGCUUACUGGUUAACUAGUGAGUGGAGUUCGUGUAGCGCAUCAUGUGGCGGCGGGAGACAAAUACGUCAGAUUCAGUGUGUCCAGAAAACAGCAACGAAUACUGAAGAAUUGGUUGGACAUUCAAACUGUCCUAUUACCACUCCUACCCAGGAACAGGCAUGCAAUGGCCAUGAAUGCCCCGCCGAAUGGAGCACAGGUCCAUGGUCUCAGUGUUCCAGGAGUUGUGGCAGAGGGACCAAGAACCGAGAGGUUUACUGCAAAAGUUUUCAUUCAGGAAGCUAUAAGAUGCUUUCUGAAAAUAUGUGUGCUGCUCAUCUGAAGCCAGAACAAAUAGAAAACUGUGUCUUAGAACGUUGCCCCAAAAAUGACAAAGCGCAAUGGGUGAUAUCUGCAUGGGGCGAGUGUUCAACAACAUGUGGUCCUGGUGUGAAAAAGAGAGAACUGAAAUGUGGUGAAAAAGAUAUUAAUGGCAAGCUCAUAACUCAGCCUAUCAGAAGAUGCCGUAGUGUCAAGAAAGUAAAUAUAGCACUGGAGCAGCCAUGCAGUAAUAAACCAUGCCUAGUGCAAAUACCGUAUAGUGUCUAUAAUGGAUGGCAUGUAUAUCCUUGGCAACAGUGCUCUGUAACCUGUGGAGGAGGUGUACAAGUUCGGAUCGUACAAUGUUUUCGUCAUGGAAGACCUUCCUCUGGUUGUUUGUCACAUCAGAAACCUCCAAAUUCUCAAGCUUGUAAUACAAACUUUUGCCCACCAACAGAAAGGAAAGAUGAUCCCUCUUGUGUAGAUUACUUCAACUGGUGCUCACUGGUUCCACAGCAUGGUGUCUGCAAUCACAAAUUUUAUGGAAAGCAAUGUUGUAACUCGUGUACAAAAAAGAAAAACUAUAGCGACACACUUUGACCCACUAAUGACUAUAUUUGAAAUUGUCAAUACUACAGCUUUCCUCUGGCAGAGUGGCAGCCAUGAAACCACGGAAAUAAUAAUUUCUUAAAUACCUUUUGAUCUACCAGCAUGUUGAAAUACCUUAUAAGCUGAUCGUAUCAUUUUAAAAUUAAUGUUUCCGGAUAUAUUUUGCCAGUUGAAAAUAAUAAUUAAUUAUACAGAAAGGAAAUUGUGUUUCAAAGUGCUAUGCCUUCAGGGAAAGCAAAGCUUUGCCAUUUGCCAGUUUAUUUACACAAGAUCCAUUGAUCUUGUACACAUUUAUUUCUCUCCUGAAACAUGCUGAGGCAAUGUACUUAAAGCUAAUUUUAUUAGCAUUUUACAGAUAUCAUGAUUUUAUUUGGUGAAAUUGUAACAGAAUUUUUGAACAAGUCAAAGAUAUCCAAGUGGCCUCAAAGACUGCAUCAAUCAGACUUUAUAUAACAGGAAACUGUCAAUUAGCUAAAAUGUGGUGGCUGAAAAGGUCAAACAAGUAAGAGGCCUCAACAGUAGGUGGGAAAAACCAGACUGAGGGAGUAAUGCAUUAAAUCUGGCAACAGCAGGAACUGAAGUUUCUAGUGGUCAAUUAUUAUUCUGCUUGGCCACAAACAUUAGAAUUGAUGGUUCUGUAGAGCAUCUCUAUUAACUUUAAGGAAUACAUGAAACCGCCAGCUGCUACAGCAAAAAGUCCUUAACUCUGAACUUGUGAGACAAAAUGGCUGCCAACUGUUAUCAACACUAAUGGUGCUUUUAUUUAAUUGUUGCAAUGGUUUUUUUGUAUGUUUCAUCAGAUUUAAAAACCAGUACAACAAUCUGUUGUAAAUAAUGUGCUUUUAGAAAUUUAUGAGACCAUCUGGAUGGUCUUUUUUUUUUAAAAUAUAGUGUUUUGAACUUUAUGAUUGAGACACUAAUGGAAUCUAUUCAGCAAAGUUUUUAUGUACAAGUUGACACAAGCCAUUUUCAUAUAUUUAAGCAAAAAUUACAUAAUACUAGUGAAAAAUAUAUUUGCCACUUGUUACUUAUAUAUCUGCUGUGUAUAAUAAUUUUAAUUUCCAACUUUGAAUAUUUUCAAUGGCACUAAAAAAACAAAAUAGCUGCCAUGAAAGAUGAUCACAUUUGCAUACCAUAAACUCAUAAUAUGGUCAAAAUCUAUCACCAUUUUGAUUGAAUAGAUACCAAUAUGUCACUAUCAUAUAAUUAAAAUGACAUUAGAUGUAUUUCCAUUAUAUGGUGCUUUGUAUCCAACUUGCUGCUGGAAAAGCAAGUAUGUAUAAUGAUGUGACCAAUUCAAUUUUCUUUACUAAAAAAAUGAUGAUAAUCAUUUAUUUGGUAGCAAAGUAAACAAAAAAGUAUUUUACUAUGCUGAGGAAAAAUAUAAAUUUAUACAAUUAUUUAGGAAGGUUCUAUAGAAUAUAUUAUAUAUAAAUAUAUUAAAUUAUUUUGCUUUGAUCUGUGAUAUGUAAUUAUGUUUCUCUUUUGAAAAAAAUCAGGCAACUAUCUGUCUACAAGUUAAUGACAAUUUAUGAUCUAUGGGCUAAAGUCAUUGCAUGUAAAGAGAUCAGCAGAUACAGCCACGUGCUGGCCCUCAUGGUUCUGUGUAAUGUUUUCUGUUUCAGCGGCCUCAUAGCAGAGCUACAUAAAAGUGACUUCUUAUUACCUGACUUUUUAAAGUAAAGAUGUUAAUAUUUUAGCACUUAUUACCAUAGAAGUAUCACAGGCUACAUGUUUACUAUACGGAUCAAUACGUCCAAAUGGAAAAUGGGUCCAUGGAGUCUAUUCACAAAAAUCUGACUUUAAACUGACAUUAUACCAACUUUUUUAAGGUCAGGUGAAAUAACUGACUUGGAGAAAAAUCUUAAAUAUAAUUUUUUUUUUUAUUAUUUAAAAUUCAAAUGGCUUGUAAGUUGAUUUAAAAGUCAUGUUUAUUUAUUCCUACAAAAUAAUUUGUGAAACUGUAAAUAACAUUUUGUAAUGUCAGAUCCUAUUUAACAUAGGGUAUAAAGCUACAGACUUAUUAGUGUGAAAUGUCAAAGUGCAUAGGUUACAUAUAUAAUAAUAUUUGUAGGAUAGUUUUUAUACUUUCAGGAUAAGAAGCACAAAAAAUAUUUGUAUCAAUGAGAGUCAGCUUCAGAGCCAGCAAUACAUUGCUGGAAUUUAGCUGGCCAUAACUGGUGAGCCAAUGAAAAGAGGAAUAUGUGUGUAGACACCUAUCACCAGCUAGCUCCCAGUAACGCAUGCUUGCUACUUAGUCUGCAAUUGCUUGCUCUGUCUGAACCCUACAUGUUUAAUUUUGAUUUCCAUGUUCCUUUAAAUUCCAAAAUCCUCCAUCACAUAUUUAAAUAAAAAGUUUCAAACAUUA
Messenger RNA from Bombina bombina (fire-bellied toad), 6166 nucleotides. RefSeq names its product ADAM metallopeptidase with thrombospondin type 1 motif 18 (gene ADAMTS18). The annotation marks the transcript as partial. Gene Ontology annotation, molecular function: metalloendopeptidase activity. Gene Ontology annotation, cellular component: extracellular matrix. NCBI's taxonomy places the organism in Eukaryota, Metazoa, Chordata, Amphibia, Anura, Bombinatoridae. The transcript has 23 exons. Gene Ontology annotation, biological process: extracellular matrix organization; proteolysis. The record is from RefSeq and is a predicted model, not a curated record.